AGAGAUACCAUUUUGUAAUUACCAACUAAGAUUUUUUUUCUUCCCGCAGUUUCUCAAAGUUGUUGCAAUGUCAAGUUUAAUUGGACAAACUUGGAAAAUUCUAGUCAUUCAAACAACGGUAGAUGCGUCUUGUGAUUGGUUCCUAACGCAGGAAAGUCUUUUCUUUCCUAUUAUGUUCUUGAGAGGUAACUCGUUCUUUAUCUAUCGAGUCGAUCAUUGUUGCUUGUAUCCUCCACAAGUUUUAGUUCUUUCUGAUAAGAUUUAUAUUUACAUUUACAGAAAAUAAUAGGCUACAAUCAUACAAUAGUUAGUCCACAGCCUGGGGGAUACCAAAAAUUAACCCUAAACCUAAUCUACUUGAUGCCAAGAUCUGCUCCAAAACAGGUAAGACAUCUUCCAAAAUCACUUUAUUUGAUUUAUCCCUUAGGUUGGUUAUAUUCUCAUUCCUAAACUUACUUCCACAUUACUGAAUGAAUCUGUAUAGAAUUUGUAGUCUCGUGGCAAUAUAGUAUGUAACAUGUUGGUGGUCUGUAGACUAUAGCCAAAUCCUAACAUAAACCUUCAUGAGGUAAAUAUAAUUUGGAGUGAUUCCAUAGUUUUCAAACAUAUGGGCAUCAAUUUAGAUUCUUGAAAAAAAUACGAUCCUCUGUUUGGUAAGAAAUUAAACAUGAACCACCUAGUAUAUCAAUUACGAACAAAUGAACUUAAUAAACCAGAACAUUAGUGAGUGGUCCUAUGUGAUUUCAACACCUUGAAUUAGCCUACACGACAAAGAAAAUAACACUAGAAUUAGCGUAUGUAUACAAAUAGAUAUAAUCUUUUUUAUAUACAUAAUCAGUUUUUUUUCACACAAUAAUUUAGCUAAAUCAGAAAGGGUUAGUGGAGGACUAAUCCGGAUAAGAAAGUAGUGGGGUCGAAAAGAUAAAAGAAGGAAAGAAAAAGGGGUGGAAAAUAUAGUAAAAUCUAAAAAAGUGACCGAAGAAGGAAAGAUAAAUUAGUUAGAGCAUCACAUCCCCUCCGACUCUGGUCCCCCAUGAGAAGCUCCCACGGAGAAACGAGAGAUGUGGUGGCCUGGUGGGUGGGGUCCAAUGGCAAAAAUAACACACACAUCUCAUAACACCGUUACUUAACGGAACGUAAAUGGUCUUGAGGUUGAAGUUCGAGAAGAAGACAAAAAAGAAAAGACGUUACCUAAGGUCGAAGUAAAAGAUAGAAGAGUUAACGGGGGUUAGUGAAAGGAAACGACAACGUGGGAUACUAACGUCUGUGUCAGGGUGAAGAGAGAGAGGAGAGUUAAUGUAGAGUUUUGUCUGUAUUCUGAAACAAGUUCGAAUGUUAGAGACUAAGGAAACAAAAUAAGAAAAAGAAAAUGCUUUAUGGCUCAUAAGGCUCGCAAAUAGCCGCACCGCUCCUCUCACAUGUUGUUAAUAACAUAAGUCUCCAAUUUAUUUUCUCCCCAUCCUCUCAUCUUAUAAGAGAGAGAGAGAGAGAGAGAGAGAGAGAGAGAGAGCCUUUUGUGUUCUUGUUUAGGUUUUCAUUUUUAUGUUCUGGACUUUAGGCUAAGACUCUGUUAUUUUUUUUACCACCUUGGAAUUUUUGGGUGUUGUUGCUGUCUUAAAGAAAAAGCUAUUGAGGUCCCAUUAGAGAGGCAAGAGUGGGAAUAGGAGUUUCUGUUUCUGUUUUAUGUGUGUUUAAGGUUUAUAGAGUUGAGAGUUUUGAGUGGAUAUAACAGAAAGAGAGAGAGAGAGAGAUUUUGUAUGAUGGGGACAAGAGCAGAACAUAAUAAGGAAGAUUUUGUUGGUUGUGGGUUUGGAUUUGGAGUUGUAGAACCUUCCCACAGAGAAGUUAUGAUACCAUCACAUCAUCAUCAUCAUUAUCCAUCAUAUAUAUCUCCUUCCUCUUACUCUGGUUCCGCUGGUGUUACCGACCCUGUCUUCUCUUCUUCAACCAAUCAUGCUUACACUUGUUCUCUUGGUGAAAUGUACUCCCUCGCUGGUUCUAACUCUGCUGCUGUCUCAGCUGCAGACCCUUUAUUCACCUUGAGCUCUUCAGGGGAGAUGGGAAGAAGUAUGAGUGAGAAGGAAGGUGCAGCAGCAGCAGCUUUCAGUGAAUCUCAAUGGCAGGAGCUUGAGAGGCAGAGGAAUAUAUAUGAGUACAUCAUGGCUUCUCUUCCUGUUCCUCCUGAGCUUCUCACUCCCUUUCCCAAGCACCCUUCCCACACUUACCAUCAUGAUGUGGCGAAAGGAGGUUCGUUGAAGCUGGGGAUUACUUCAAACGCAAGCAACAACGCGGCUGAUAUGGAGCCAUGGAGGUGCAAGAGAACAGAUGGGAAGAAAUGGAGAUGCUCUAGAAGCGCAGUCCCUGAUCAGAAAUACUGUGAGAGACACACGCACAAGAGCCGUCCACGUUCAAGAAAGCAUGUGGAAUCAUCUCAACACAAUGACACUCGCACCACUAAGAACGCUGCUAGCCACUAUGCUGGGACUUAUCCUCAGCUUUACGGACAACCCGUUAAUCCAUUUUCAAAUGAUCAUAGGUGGUUUAUGAAAGAAGACGAUUCCAAUGCAAAUUUAAAUCCAGCGGUUGGACCAAGCAGGGAGCUUAAACUUGGAUUUGAUUAUGAUCUGAACUUCAGGCAGGAGGAGGCAUUAGUUAACCAGAGCUUUGGAGCGUUGGAGGGUCUGUUGAGUCCAAACCGCCAAGAGACGAGGCGGUUUUUUGUAGAAGGGGAUCAAGAUGAAGCAAUGGGAAGCUCUCUGACACUAUCAAUGGCAGGUGGAGGCAUGGAGGAAGCAGAGAGGAGAAGAAACCAGCAGGACCAGUGGGUUAGUCAUGAAGGACCGUCAUGGAUUUGUUACACAUCACCAGGUGGACCAUUGGCUGAAGCACUCUUUCUUGGUGCCUCCAACGACCCAAGUGUUAGUACUACUACUAGUAGCUGCAGCAGAAGCUCAGGCUAAAUAAAAAUGACUUCAAGUUGUGUGAUUUUACAAGUCAAAAACCGGUUUAGUAAUUAGAAAUCAAAACUAUCUUUUAGAUUAUGAACCGUUCUCAGUGAUUUGUCUGAAAAAACUGAGCCAGACCUUAGUGCUUUUGUUUUGCUUCGCUUUUGUGGUUGGAUUUUGCAGAAGCUUAAACCGCUACUCUAUGAUGGAAAAGUGUUUGAAACACCGGUUUACUUAAACCACUGGAGAUCUAUUAAUUAAACUACUAGUAAUCUAUUCUAGAUCAUUAUCUUGGGUGGAGAGACAAACACAGAGCUAAGUUGAUAGCGAAUCUGCAGCAUUCUAGUUCAAAGUGAUUAGCACACUGAAUUAAAUAAAUCAGAACUAGUUCCGGUUCAAUAAACCGGUUUGGGUGAAGAGAACUCAUGUCUUUGUUGGGUUGGGGAUGCUGAUCUAUACUAUCUAUACUAUACUAAAAGCAGCAUAUACUCAACAGAGAAGCUGUCCACGUCGUUUAAAAAAAUCGUCCAAUCAUAAUCUUCAAAAUGACCACGUCAUACCGUUGUUUCUCAACGCAGAAUAAUAGCAGACCAAUUCAUAUGGGCCGAUAAUAUUUGGUUGCGGCCCAUUUUAAAUCAGUCCAAAUUUCUUAUUCCAAAUACAAACGUGUGACCCUUCUACUUCGCCUCAUCUUUUCCGAUUUCUGCAGAUUGUUGUUUCUGUUGAGUUAUUAUGAUCCAUCCUCACUCAUUCAAUCCCGUUAUUUUCUUCGAAGGUUACAGCAAAGACGAUCAAUAGAUCUUAUCUCACAUCCCAAUUUAAUUCUAUUUUGAUCGUCUCUAGCCGUUACACAUCCUAAUCUACAUCUCUGGAGAAACCGAUGGCUGAUACAUCUCAAGAUCUCACUUUUAGGGCGCUUCGUUUGAUAAAAUGAUGUAGUUCUCGCCUCUACACCCUUCAAAUCUGAGGCGAAAUGGUAUCUCAAAUGCAUGGUAUUCAUCUGAGACAUCUUUUUCCCACUGAUAUGGUGUCUUCUUCGAGUGGGGAAGAUGGCUUCGCGUCGUACCCGGUCAAACUAUUCAUCUCCACUGAGAAGGGAUAUGACAGAGGAGAAAGAUGAAAAGAUAGUCCCAAAUCUGCCUAAGAGUGUGGAGUUCCUGUCCAUGAUGACAAGUAUAGCCUCUCACGUUGUAAAGGCACUUCUCGACUUGGGUCACUCCGUAAGGACAACUGUUAGAGACUCCUCAGAUGAAGAGAAAGUUAGGUUUUUGUGGGAGUUGAAAGGAGCAAAAGAAAGGCUAAAGAUUUUCGAAGCCGAUCUAACGGUGGAGGGAAGCUUUGAUGAAGCAAUCAAAGGUGUUGAUGGAGUCUUCCACAUCGCCUCUCGUGUUACCCUUUGUGUGGACAGCAAUGAUCUGGUCAAAUGCAGUUUACUUUUGCUAGAAAUUAAUCUCAUUUUUAUUUCCAUAUCAAUCAAAGUAGUUGAUUUUUUUUCGUCAGGAGAAGUUGGUCGAUCGAGAUAUAAAUGGAACAAGGAACUUGAUGAACUCUUGCGAGAAAUCAAGAAACACUGUGAAGAGGAUUGUACUCACAUCUUCUUCGACCGCUGUCCGGUACCGUUAUGACGCCACAGAAGCCUCUCCACUUAACGAAUCACAUUAUAGCGAUCUUGACUACAGCAAAAGCUUCAAAGUAAGAAACAUACCUCACUUUUGUAUCAAUUUUAACCACUGUUUUAGUUAAUGAAUUGUCUGAAAUGUAUGUAGAAAUGACAAUGUAUAAGAAAAAUCUUCUUUUAGGAUGUUACAUAGAGUUGUGUGUAAAUGAAUUAUCGUAACGUUGAAACUCUUUAGCUUUGCCGAGUA
Molecule: messenger RNA, 4810 nt
Organism: Brassica rapa (field mustard)
Lineage: Eukaryota; Viridiplantae; Streptophyta; Magnoliopsida; Brassicales; Brassicaceae
Product: growth-regulating factor 8
Biological process (GO): DNA-templated transcription; regulation of DNA-templated transcription; developmental process
Cellular component (GO): nucleus
Molecular function (GO): ATP binding
Source: RefSeq, a predicted model, not a curated record